GUAGUAGACGAUCAUUACAUCGUCAGGUCGAUACUGUUGUUUGRAUAGCAAUGCCUGUCAGAUUGUUGGGCUGAAACAACUAACAAUCCUCCUUAUUGCGGAAUGAAUAUGUAGAGAUAAAUGAAGAGGAUCAUCUUGUUGGGACCUACCCUAUCUGCCCUCGGGCAAAACGGCUGAGUACUAAAAGCUGAGGAAUCUAAUGGAUUCAACGAUGGACAACCACGUCACAGAGUUAAACAGGGUGCUUCAGGAUCUAGGUCAAAUGAUUGGAGAGCUUGAUAGMUUAGAAAGUCAUACCAGUCAGUCCUCGCUGAAGAAGCACGACAGCGAUGAUGAUGUUAUGCUUGAAGAGCUUUUGGCAGACUGUGAUGUACUUGAUCAUGAUGACAGCAAACCAUUGAUUGACACGAACAGACACAUGGAGAUUCUUCAAGAACAAGGCGCCGCCUUGUCAAAUGAUGAGUGGAUGACUUCGCCUCCCAAAGACUCCAACGAAUCAAAGGACGUUAAUGACAAUGAAGGCGCUAAAUCUGCAGAUGAGACGAAAGAGCCUCAAUCAGCUGGCGGUACUUCUGUCCAGAUUUUCAACGAGGAUCAUAGUUGCAUGACGGUGUCCGUGGGUCAGAAUAUGAGUGCCGUUGAAUGUUGCCAUAAAUUGGUCUUACUCAACACGUUCAAGGAAGAUCCUAACUGGGUAAUCGCGGAGCACGUGACAGACCUUGGGAUCGAACGAGUUGUAGAAGAUCACGAAAGAAUACUUGAAGUCUACCAACACUGGGCUCCAAACUCAAACAACAAGUUUUUGUUCAGAAAGGAUCACAAGAAAUACGACUUCUUUAUCAACACAGCUGAAUACUUUCCUUCGCAUUUGCUGGAUGACGAUUCUUCAGACCGGGCAGUUACUGAGCAAGCAGAGAGAGCUAAACAAAUUCUCUUACAGAAACUUUUCCGUCAAUGCACUCAAGUACCUGAGAUAGCCAGCAUGUUGUACAUCAAAGACUUCAGUAAAAAAUCUUGGAGCAAAAAAUAUUUAAUCUUAAGAGGCUCUGGUUUGUAUUCUUCUACCAAGGGAAAGUCAAGGGCAUUCAAGGAUCUUCAGUCAUUUGUUCAGUUCGAUGGAUGUGCUCUAUAUUACCUACUCAACUCUACCAAGAUUCACAAGUCUCCUACUCCKUAUGGCUUCUGUCUUGUGCCAUUGAAAGCCAAAGAACUCAAGGAAAUAAAAUGUUUCUGUUGCGAAGACGAGAAGUCGUUUCUUAGCUGGAUGACAGGCAUACGUCUGGCUAAGCUUGGUUCUCAACUGCGAAACAAUUACGACGACAUGAUUCGAAAGUUUGCAAAGUUAGCGAAACUUAGUUCCUCUGUCACAAUUCCGCCGAAACCAGCCAAGGUACACGAGACGGUCCUAAGAUCGCGUUCACAAACUACAGCCGCUUGUUUGGUACGUGAAGACAGAGUGGCCAUGGAUUUCACUGGAAGAUAUGGGAAAAUAGUCACUAAUACAAAAGAAAUCGAAGAACUGAGUAACGCAAGACCGCCAAAGCGAUUGAGUCGUCGUUUGUAUGGCAGUCUUUUUAUUCAGUCUUCGCAAAGUGUUGAUUCUGAUAUCGAUGAGGAACCGUGGUUUCACGGACUUGUGUCUCGAGAACAAACAUUGAAAACAAUGAAAGAAGAAGGACUAGAAAAUGGGUUAUUCCUGGUUCGCAAAAGUUGUACCGCUAAUGAUGUCUUUGUCCUGUCAUUUUGUAUGAACAAGAAAGUCUAUCACUGUCAAAUGGUGCAGGAUAUUGGGAAUGGAAAUGAGAUGUGUUUUAGUCUAGAUAAGGGACCCGCAUUCCCCUGUGUGGCCGACCUUAUUGAAUACUACAAACAGAAGCCUAUUAAUGGUUUAUCUGUUGCUUUAAGAAGGCCUUGCAAAAAAAGGCGGAAUAGCUUGACUACAACAGAACCAGCAAGAGCAUCGUCUGCAGAAUCGUGACUGAAAUAAUUUWAAAAAAGAUUAUAUAAUAAUUUUUACUAAUAUUGGUGUAGAUAAAUGGAAAUUGUAUUUUAAUGCGCGAGGAAGCACACAAUGUACAUACAAAUCAUACCGGAAGUAAAGGCUUUUUAUUUGCUUUACCACAUGCAACCCAAGCAGUGUAAUUGUGGCUCAGGUCAAACUAGUUUGGAAUUUAUUUGGAAAUGUAAACGUUUUGCUUAGUAGAGAGAUUUUUAUGCUUUUCYGUUACACACUAAGUGAUUCUAGAAUUUUGAAAGAUUCUGCUUGGGCUACCUGUGGCUUUACAUUUUAAAGAGCUUAUUCAGGGAGGUUGGGACAACCUUUGAAAAUUGAAAAUAAGUUGGUAAUAAUCAUAGAUGAUUUAUACAUUGUAAAUCUCUAUCCCUUGAAAUAAACUUAGUACUAACGCUGCUGCUAAAA
Molecule: messenger RNA, 2419 nt
Organism: Actinia tenebrosa (Australian red waratah sea anemone)
Lineage: Eukaryota; Metazoa; Cnidaria; Anthozoa; Actiniaria; Actiniidae
Product: growth factor receptor-bound protein 14
Biological process (GO): signal transduction
Source: RefSeq, a predicted model, not a curated record